CCACUUGUCAUAAAUUGUUUGUUUCCUUCUCUCCCCUUCUAACCGAAAAUGGCUGCCAUUAAUCAACCAUUAUCUGUUCUUACAUCAAACUCCCCUCAGUUGCAUGAAGUUACUCGUCGUUCUGCCAAUUAUCAUCCAAGCGUUUGGGGUGACCAUUUCCUAGCUUACGCUUCUCAUGAAAAGAAAGCAGAAGCACAAGAAUGGCAAGAGCAUCAACAACUGAAGGAAAAGGUGAAGAACAUGAUUGUGAAAGCCCCAUGCAUUUCUUCCCAAAAAUUGGAAUUGAUAAACAAAAUCCAACGAUUGGGAGUGAGCUAUCAAUUUGAGAAGGAGAUUGAAGCAACGCUGCAACUCAUAUUCAAGAACUAUUACGAAUUCAAUGUCGAAAAAGACGAGAACGAACUUUAUGUUGUUUCUCUGCACUUUCGACUACUUAGACAACACGGCUAUCAUGUACCUUGCAGUGUGUUUGAAAAGUUCACUGAAUAUGAUGGAAAAUUCAAGGAAUCAUUGACCAACAAUGUGGAAGCAAUCUUAAGUUUAUACGAGGCGUCACAUCUUAGGGUGAAAGGGGAGAAGAUUUUGGAUGAAGCACUCAUAUUUACUACUUCUCGCUUAAAAUCCAUGUUACCAAAUCUGACCGAUCCUCUUAGAUCUCAAGUCAAUGAAGCAUUAAAGAGACCAAUUUACAAAAGAUUAACAAGGAUAGAAGCAAGAAGAUACAUAUCAAUUUAUGAAGCUAAUGAAACUCAUGAUAUUGUAUUGUUGAAAUUUGCAAAACUGGACUUCAACAUGCUACAGAAGGAACAUCAGCAGGAGCUAGGCAAUCUUACCAGGUGGUGGAAGACAUUAGAUGUUCCCAAAAAUCUACCUUUCGCCAGGGAUAGAUUGGUGGAGUGCUACUUUUGGAUGUUAGGAGUGUACUUUGAACCACAGUAUUCUCUUGCCAGAAUGUUUCUUCUUAAAGUUAUAUCAAUAACUUCACUUAUGGAUGAUAUUUAUGACGUGUAUGGAACUCUUGACGAGCUCCACCUAUUCACAGAGGCAAUCCAGAGAUGGGAUGCAGUUCUUGUAAAUGAAUUACCCGAAUAUAUGAGAGUUUGUUACGUUGCUCUUCUCGAUGUUUAUGCUGAAAUGGAGAAAGAGUUAGCUGUCAAAGGUGAAUCAUACCGUAUCAAUUAUGCCAAAAAUGAGAUGAAAAAGUUAGUGGGAGCAUAUUAUGAAGAAGCAAAGUGGUUUCAUAAUCGUUGCACUCCAAAGUUUGAGGAGUACAUGAAGGUUUCUCUUGUAACGGGCGCUUAUAUGAUGCUAUCAACAACUUCUAUAGUAGGCAUGCAAGGAGAUAUUGUAACUAAAGAGGCCCUUGAUUGGGUGAGUAAGGAGCCAUUAAUUGUUCAAGCGGCAUGUAUUAUUUGUAGAUUAAUGGAUGAUAUGGCUGGACAUGAGUUUGAGCAACAAAGAGGACACGUAGAUUCAGCUGUAGAAUGCUACAUGAAACAAUAUGGGAAGUCAAAGGAAGAGACCUUUAACGAGUUUCAAGAACGAGUUAGCAAUGCAUGGAAAGACAUUAAUCAAGAAUGUCUUAACCCAACUGCUUUUCCCAUGCCUAUACUCAUCCGAGUUGUCAACCUCGCAAGAGUUAUGGAUCUAUUGUAUAAAGAUGGAGAUACAUAUACACAUUCCUCAACCGAAACUAAAGACAUCAUUACCUCUGUGUUAAUUGAUCCGAUCAUAUGAUCGGAUCCUAAGAUAAACCUACUAUAUCUUCAACAUAUGUAAUGUUGUUGCUCUAUUUUCCCUAUAACUAUCCUCCAUGUUUGAUUUGUUAGAAUUUCAAAAUAAGACAUGUAUCCUAUUGACAAGGGUGUUUGUAUGUGGUUAAUUAUUAUGGUGUUUGAAUUUUUAUUUUAUUACACAAUAUAUUCAUCUAUGAA
Molecule: messenger RNA, 1934 nt
Organism: Ipomoea triloba (trilobed morning glory)
Lineage: Eukaryota; Viridiplantae; Streptophyta; Magnoliopsida; Solanales; Convolvulaceae
Product: (-)-germacrene D synthase-like
Exons: 7
Coding region: 49-1737 (562 amino acids)
Biological process (GO): diterpenoid biosynthetic process
Molecular function (GO): magnesium ion binding; terpene synthase activity
Source: RefSeq, a predicted model, not a curated record